Molecule: messenger RNA, 3171 nt
Organism: Anas platyrhynchos (mallard)
Lineage: Eukaryota; Metazoa; Chordata; Aves; Anseriformes; Anatidae
Gene: SDC1
Product: syndecan 1
Biological process (GO): cell migration
Cellular component (GO): membrane; cell surface
Source: RefSeq, a predicted model, not a curated record
GGCUGGGGAAGGGAGGGUGAGAGGAGAAAAAGAAGGAAAAAAAAAAAAAAAAGAAAAAAAGAAAAAUAUUGAAGAGUGAAAACCGGCAGGUCUUUCUUCGAGCUGUACUCCGAGAGGAAAGGGCAGUGCCGAGCCCGAGGAGGAAGGAUGAUCGGCGCGGCGGCCGUGUGGCUGCUGGCGCUCUGCCUGCACGCUGCUGCCCUCCCGCAAACUACAAAUCUGAACCUUCCUCCUGAAGAUCUCGAUUCAUCUGGUGACGACGAUGAUGGUUUCUCAGGUUCAGGUGCAGGUCCCCUGGCUGACCCGUCUCUCACCUGGAGAAUCCCAGCAGAGCCAACUAACUCCUCGCUGCCAGCAACACCAAUGGAUUUCAAUGAGCAGCUGUUUCCCAGAACUGAGAGCCGAACUGAAAAGGAAGUAACAGCUCCCCCUGCAACGAGUAAUGUGCUGACAGUGGAGCCAGCUGUAGCUGUGAAGGAUGAAGUACCCAUCCUGGGCUCACCCGAUGAAAAACCAACAAACGAUGUGGUUACAACAGAGAGAAGCCCCACUACUCACUUUCCUUCAGUGCUUCAUGUAAUUCCUUCAGAAGCCUCAGACACGGUCCACGAGCUUGAACCCAAAGCCCCUGGCUCUGACACGCCAGACACUAUAAACAUACUUCAGACUGACUCCACCAUCCAUCACGAGGUGGGAGGCAUCACUGCUGCCCCCACGACAGCUCCAGAGGAUGUAGCUCCUACACAUGAGGAGGUUUCUGAAGAUGGCUCCGGAGACCCGGGAGACUUCAUCUUGAUUAAAGACGAGGAUUUGGUCCCCACCCAGAACUCUGAAGUGCCGGCUGACUCUGGGAGGAAUGCCAAAGCAGCAGGAGCCUCGGGAAUUAUGGACAGGAAAGAAGUUCUUGGAGGUGUUAUUGCUGGAGGACUGGUAGGCUUGGUGUUUGCAGUGUUUCUAGUUGCAUUUAUGCUGUACAGAAUGAAGAAAAAAGACGAAGGAAGCUAUUCACUGGAUGAACCAAAACAGUCUAACGGAGGAUACCAAAAACCACACAAACAAGAAGAAUUCUAUGCAUAAACUCUGAUCUUCAGGACACUUCUUAUUCCAUCUUUCUUGGACUCUUCUCUCCCUGCACAUGGACCUCCUAGUGCGCUUUGCAUUAAACUUAAGCCAUAUGAUCAUUGGGUUAUUUGCCCUUACCACCUAGCCAUUGGAAAUUUUUGUAACUACAAAGUAGAUCUGGAUUCACUGAACAUUCCCUGCUUUCUUGCACAACUUUUUUGUUUGUUUGUUUUUUUAACAGAAGUGGGACUGCAAGUUCCUAAACUCGCUUUGGUUUAUCUAAAGACUGCUGGGGCAGGCGGUGGGGAGAAGAUAAGGGAGCACUGUAUGUACAAACCUCUUGAUAUUUAGGGAAAGGGAUGGCAAGAAUAAACGAUUAACAGUGCUCAAAUUCUGUAUAGCAGGGAUUCUUCCUAUUUAACUCAUAGAUGUGUUUUAAGUGUAACAAAUGGCUGCGCUGGGCAGAAGUUUGGUACACUGCAAUACUCGAUCUCUUUCUAGCUGCCGUGUUUGGAGCACUUAAUGCCUGUGAAACAUCAUGCUGACCAUGACUUCUAGUGAAAGGAGGUGCGAGGGGCAGGGUAAGCAAAUGACUGUCACAUAGUUUAAAAUAACUUAUACUUUGGAAAAGAUCACACAACAUUAUCCCCUACUCUGAACCAGCUCCUAAGCAGCUGGUGAACAUAGUAAUACAGAACCCCCAAAACUAAGUAGAAACUUCAUGUUACCAGUAGCACUGGUCUAUCCCACUACCUGUGCUCUUGAUCCUUCUAGGCUUAGGCAAGAAGUGGAUUUUUCUAAGCAUUCUCAUCUCAGAUAUUCCCUCUUAGGUGCUGAAUCUAGGGUUGGCUGUCGAGCUGUAAAUACUCCGACCCCGUGCUGCUGUGGAGUCACCAGGUGGCUGAUAGCACAUCGUAGCACCUAGCUCUCUGUGCCCUGUUCACGGUGGUUGUCUCAGAACGUGGUCAGUGCUACGACCUCGGCACACAGGGGUGGAAGGUAGAAAGCAUCAUAUCACACCUUCGCAGCUAAGGAGUAGAGAAACACAGCACCCGACCCAAGUCUGAGGAAGGCUAAGUGCAGAUGGCCUUAAAUACAUACAAGAGUUGAUGUGCUUGACUCUCGCGAUUCCGGAACGCCUCUCUUCAGAAGCUGUUCCUGCACCUUGGAGAGAAGCAACUCUAGGGAUGUCAGACUAGCAAGGGCUGAGAAGCACCUCCUGAGGAAAGUCUGGAUGCCUGAAGCUGUUGGUGGUCAAUGUGUUGCCAGAUACAAGGCACCGAAACCUCACAGGGUUUGGAGUUCUCCAGGGUACGUCAAAACCAAGUGAGAAGAGAAGUGUGGUGUUCUGCACAAGCCUUACUUCUGCUCUGCCUUCAGCUAGCUUCUUGCAAGUUCAGUUCCUCAUCACUCAGCGCAGAAGGCAUGGGGGGUGGAGGAGUGUUUACGACUGAUGUAAAUAUUUGUGCUGUUGAGCCAGAGGGAAUGAUUGGAGAAUACUGGAGAAUAUUGCAACAGUUGGUACAAAUGCUGCAGGUUAACAGUAAAACUUAAAAACCUGUGUAAUUUAAAUGAAGUAUAAAACACUCCUGAGCUGCUACGCAGCUAAAAUUGGUGCCUUCUCUACAAACCCAAGAAAAAAACAAUUUUUGAUCCAAAACUCUUCUUAAUGCACAAGAAAAGCUUGUGCGUAUAUGUAGCUGGCUGUUUAUAAGUAAAGCUGCAAAGUCCAUUAUGUCUUUUUUUUUUUUUUUUACUGAAUGAAUUUUUAUAGGUUAAUGCAACAACCGGAUGGUGUUAAUUUCAGCUGUAAUUCUUUGCUUUGUAUAGGAAUGUAGAAAUGUUGUUUGAUAGGUUUAUCUAUGAAAAGAGUCUUGUAAAGCACAGGAAGAUAAAGUGGUAAACUUCAGUUGUACCUCACAACCUUGCUAGGGGGAAAGGAAAAACUGUAUAUUUUGGUAGUCUAAACUGACAGUUUGUGAAACAAACAUGACAUUCUGUGUUAUUUAAGUGGUACAAAUGAGAUAUGAGUUCUAACAAAAGAUGCAACACUCGGUUAUCUGUAUGCCCUGUAAAGGUAUACUGCAAUAAAUGGCAUUUUGGCAAGAA